Messenger RNA from Pimephales promelas (fathead minnow), 1677 nucleotides. RefSeq names its product nuclear casein kinase and cyclin-dependent kinase substrate 1b (gene nucks1b). Gene Ontology annotation, biological process: double-strand break repair via homologous recombination; interstrand cross-link repair. Gene Ontology annotation, molecular function: single-stranded DNA binding; double-stranded DNA binding. Lineage: Eukaryota; Metazoa; Chordata; Actinopteri; Cypriniformes; Leuciscidae. Gene Ontology annotation, cellular component: cytoplasm. The record is from RefSeq and is a predicted model, not a curated record.
UACUCAUAAAAGAUUCCUGGCUGGCAGGCCAGGCAGUGGCUAAUUAGUUAGCUACAAUACGACAGCAGGCUUAACCAGGUCAAUCCGGCCUGUGGAUCAACUUCAACAUUUCUCCAUUUUCUACCCACACAGACCAACGCGGCGUGCGAGCAGAUGCUCUAGAUCGCACACAUUUGCGCGUCUUUUAGUGCAGUUUGCAUUGCAUCUAGGUAGUUUCGUACAGCUCCGUGCUACAGAAAGCGCUUCCCAGCAUCAGGAGAGACACCUGGAUUUUAGCUGCAAAAAGCCUGCACUGCAAGACAGCACCUGGGUUUACAAAUAAAAUUGUAGUUUGGACAAACAGAAGUCUCUCAAUCUGUCUGCAGAAUGGCGAGACCUUCAAGGAAUAAAAGGGUGGUUGACUAUGCACAAUUCCAAGAGUCUGACGAUGCAGAUGAGGAAUAUGCAAAAGAAUCGGAACGACCUGAGAAAACAUCUGUAAAACGCAGUGAUGAUUCUCGAAUCAAGGAUCACAAGAAGGAUUUAAGUGAUGAUGACAAUGACAAUGACUAUGGGGAGGAUGAGGAAGAGGAUGAUGAUGGUGGUGACAGUGAUUUUGAUGCUAAAGAGGCCAGCAAGGGGAGACAAGCAACAGCUAAACGGAAAAGGGCUGCAGAUGACAGUGACGAUGAGGUAAAAGUUGUGAAGAAGAAGGGUCGGCAGGUGCGUCAGGCUGCCACUAAAGCUGCGUCCAAACAGAGGGAGAUUCUUCUUGGGGACGGAGGAAGUGAGGAUGAGGAAGGAGGGGAAGAGGAGGAAGAAGAUGACAGUGACGUUUACACUGGCGAGGACUCAGGCAGCGAUGAGGACUUUAUGGUUGAGGACGAUGAUGACGACAGUGAUUAUGGCCGACCCAAACGGAAGAUCUCAAAAGUGACCAGGAGAAGCAAAGACAAGAAAUCGCCUAAACCCAAGCUAAGGGCUUCAGUGACCCGAGGGCCCAAGAAGAGGAGAGGAAAACGUCAGACGAAGGUUAAGAGAGUUGUGAAAAAGGCCUCGCCUAAAGCCAAAGAUGAAGAUAUCGAGAGCAACAAGGAGGAGGAGGAAGAGGACGAGGCAAAAAAGGAAGACGGGAAAGAGUCGCCCGCCCCGAAGAAGACGCAGGAUGACGAAAGUGGCGCAGAAGGGGAGGAAAACAAUGACAACGGAGAAAAGGAGGAAGAGGAGGAGGAGGAGAAAGAGAAUGAGAAAGAGAAAGAGGAAAAAGACGAUGUUUCUGAGGAGGAAGCUCCAUCAGGUGAAGACUGAGCUCUUUCGCCUGCUGGUGAACGUGUCUGUUAUCUGUUUUUCUUAAUGAGGAGCAGUAGAAUUUAUUUCCCACGAUACUCAAAGAGUGUUUUGGAUGUUUGUUAUGUCUCUCAGCUUGUAAAUACCAUAUCUCCGAACGAAAUCUGUAAAGUAUCAUCAGAGCUAUUCUAAAACUGUACGGUUUGGCCUUAUCCCAAAAUGCGGUCUUUCAUAGUAAUCACUAAUCAAUGUUUCAAUUAUAGCUUUGCAACGUAUUUGCCGAAACCGUUUUGUUAUAACAAAGGAUGAAAAUGACGUGUCCAAAAAAUACAGAUUAUACUGUAGGCUCUGUACUUCACUUUAUGGGCACCUUCAUUUAAAAAAAAAAAAAAACGCAUUUGAAGAAGAAAC